AUGUUCACCUUCACGCCUCUACAGGGUGCGCGAUCCGAGUCGUCUGCAGUGCAGUCCAUCUUGGAGCUUGAUGGUGGCAUCAAAGUUCUCAUUGAUGUCGGUUGGGACGAGAGUUUUGAUGUUGAAAAGCUGAAGGAGCUGGAGAAGCAAAUUCCGACCUUGUCCCUUGUCCUCCUCACCCAUGCGACAAUAUCACACCUUGGUGCCUAUGCACAUUGCUGCAAGCACCUCCCCCUUUUUACACGCAUUCCAGUCUAUGCGACAACUCCUGUCAUAGCCCUAGGUCGAACCUCACUGCAGGAGCUUUAUGCGUCGACACCCCUUGCCGCAACUACGAUACCCAAAAGCUCCCUCAAUGAGCUCUCCCAAGCCACGUCCGCCGAGUCGAAUAUCCUACUUCAACCUCCAACACACGAAGAAAUUGCCACAUAUUUCUCCCUCAUUCACCCCCUGAAAUACUCUCAACCACACCAGCCGCUGAGCUCGCCGUUUUCUCCGCCACUAAAUGGUCUAACCAUCACAGCCCAUAAUUCUGGCAGUACACUCGGUGGGACGAUGUGGCAUAUCCAGCAUGGCUUAGAAUCUAUCGUAUAUGCAGUGGACUGGAACCAGGGCCGUGAGAAUGUGUACGCAGGCGCGGCUUGGCUGGGAGGAGCAGGUGGAGGUGGUGCUGAAGUUAUUGAGCAACUGAGGAAACCAACCGCCUUGAUAUGCAGUAGUAAGGGGGCAAGAAAACCUCCGCUCGCCAAAGCUAAGAGGGACGAACCACUUCUGGAAACAGUACAAGCCUGCGUCGCCAACGGAGGCGUGGUGCUUAUACCUGUGGACUCAAGUGCUCGUGUUUUGGAGUUGGCCUAUCUUAUGGAACAUGCCUGGCGUCAAGACGCAGCAAGUAAAGGCAGCCUCCAUGCUUCUAAACUCUACCUUGCAGGUCGCAGCAUCCACAGCACCAUGAGAUACGCUCGAAGUAUGCUCGAAUGGAUGGACGAGCGUAUUGUGCAGGAAUUCGAGGACGUCGCAGAUUUAUCCAAACGGGGCAAUGGUGUCACUGAUGGUACCGCCCAGGGAAAGCAAGGAGGCCCGUUUGACUUUAAGUUCCUCAAGUUGCUGGAUAGGAAAGGCCAGAUUGACAAGGUGCUCGCUCCUAACAGUGAUGGAAGUACUUCCGGGGGUAAAGUCAUCUUGGCUAGCGACUCAAGUCUCGAAUGGGGUUUCUCAAAAGACGUCUUCACAGUACUUGUGCAAGAUCCGAAAAACUUGCUCAUUCUGACCGGGCUUCCUGCUCCGCCUUCGGAUGGCAAUUCUGCGCUGGCCAGCACCUUCUACCGAUGGUGGAGAGAUGCCGUAGUCGAAAAGGAGAAGCAAGGGGCCGAGGCAACUAGAACGGGGAUUGGAGCCGACGGUGUCCUCGUACAAGUGGCAGGCAGAGGCCGGGAAGCAGAGGUCCGGAAUGUGCAGAAGCUGCCUCUCGAAGGCGAUGAUCUACGAGUCUACCGACUAUGGCUUGCUCAGCAACGUCAGUUGCAGGACACCCUUCAAACCGGUGGAGCCACGGCGCUAGAGUCAUCCCUGGAUGUGGACGACGUGUCUUCGGAGUCUUCGAGUGACUCGGACGACUCUGAAACGCACCAGCAGGGAAAAGCACUGAAUGUCUCGACUACAUUGGGACGCACAACGAGAAAGAAGACAGCUUUGGCUGACGAGGAUCUUGGGCCCAACAUACUACUCAAAAAGAAGGCAGUCUACGACUACGAUGUUAGAGGCAAGAGUGGUCGCGAUGCCAUGUUCCCACACCCGGUCCAGAGGAGGCGGGCAGAUGACUACGGCGAGUUCAUUCGAGUGGAAGACUUCGUGAAGGCAGAAGAGCGUCAAGAUGACGGCCAAAAUGGAGAUCAGGCUGGCAAGGGCGAUGUGCAAGCCAAUAUCGGACGGAAGAGGAAGUGGACCGAUUCGGCCCCUAACAAAGGCCAGGGGUCGUCUGACAAGAGACCGAGACUGGAACGUAAUGCCUCGGCCGAAUACGAGACUGCUAUCGUCGACGGUCCUCCCCAAAACGAGCUCGAUGACGUCCCAGACGAUGAGGAGGAGCUUGUGACCGGACCAUACAAACUCGCCAUCACGAGGGAAAAUGUCUCAAUCAACUUCAACAUCGCCUUUAUCGACUUCAGCGGCAUACAUGAUAAGAGAAGUCUUCACAUGUUGAUCCCGCUCAUACAACCUCGCAAAUUGAUCUUGACAGGCGGCAAUCCAGAGGAGACCGACGAACUGGCAGCUGACUUGCCCCAACUGCUUCAAAACAUCGACAUCCAUAAGCCCGACAUGGGAUCGUCCGUGGAUGCGUCAGCAGACACCAAUGCAUAUACCAUCAAAAUCGCCCCUACGCUUUACAAGGGCCUCAAGUGGCAAAGCGUUGGCAACGUCAAGAUUGCCACAAUCUUUGGUCGCCUAGAGCCAGGUUCCGAUGGCACCCCGAUCCUAGACAUCGCAACCGUCAUCGCUACCGGCAUGACGGCGGGGCAUCACUCGGUGAAACCAUUCCAUGUUGGCGAGCUUCGACUUGCUAAUCUCAGGAAGGAUCUCAGAGACAUCGGGUACUCGACUGAGUUUAUGGGUGAGGGUACGCUCUUGGUCCAGAACUCUGUGAUCGUGCGCAAGGCUGCUACGUCUGGACGUAUAGAGGUUGAGUCAUCUGGGUGGGAUACUAGCACUGUGCAGACGGUCCGGAAGAUGAUAUACGACAAGUUGGCCGUAGUGGGAUAG
Messenger RNA from Pseudomassariella vexata, 2760 nucleotides. RefSeq names its product cleavage and polyadenylation specificity factor subunit 2. The transcript has 2 exons. Gene Ontology annotation, molecular function: RNA binding. Gene Ontology annotation, cellular component: mRNA cleavage and polyadenylation specificity factor complex. Lineage: Eukaryota; Fungi; Ascomycota; Sordariomycetes; Amphisphaeriales; Pseudomassariaceae. The record is from RefSeq and is a predicted model, not a curated record. Gene Ontology annotation, biological process: mRNA 3'-end processing by stem-loop binding and cleavage. The coding region runs from base 1 to 2760 and encodes 919 amino acids.